Cladocopium goreaui is the source of this 692-nucleotide messenger RNA. Lineage: Eukaryota; Dinophyceae; Suessiales; Symbiodiniaceae. The record is from the annotation of a GenBank genome assembly.
GACUCGAGUCAGUGAAGCAAGGCAGCACUUCAAGUGACCAGGUUCCAUGGAUGAAGGAGAACUGCCGCAUUGUCCUGGCUUCCAGCAGCCCGCGGCGCCAGGAGAUUUUGCGGCUUUGGGGCCUGCCGUUCGAGGUGGUGUCACCCAAGUUUGCGGAGGACCUGGACAAGUCUGAGUACACCCCACAGGGGUAUGUGAUGGCCAAUGCCCGCAUCAAGUGCGCCGAGGUAGUAAUGAAGCUGGCCCACCCGAGAUAUCCGCAGCCUGAAUACGAUGACAAAGUCCUCAUCGUGAUAGGUGCUGACACGGUUGUGGUACGUGGCGACACCAUUUUGGAGAAACCCAAGGACGCUGCGCAUGCCUUGGCCAUGCUGAAGCAUUUGCAGGGACGAGAUCACCAGGUCAUCACCGGCAUGGCGGUCUCCGUGGCCGGCGCCGAGCCCGUGGCCAUCUUCGAGGAGACGUUGGUCUUCUUCGCAGAGAUGAAAGAUGAAGAGCUGAAGGCCUACAUUGAGACCGGAGAGCCCUUCGACAAAGCCGGUGGCUACGGCAUCCAGGCGGUGGGCUGCCUGCUGGUCACCGGAAUUCAAGGCAACUACCAAAAUGUCACUUGCCUCAGCGGGCUGAAAGCUGGAGCAUUUGAAGGGCCCAAAGGAGGUUCAGCCGUGUUGGUGAUGGACGGAUCCUGCAAA